Cucurbita moschata (crookneck pumpkin) is the source of this 4372-nucleotide messenger RNA. RefSeq names its product mitochondrial import inner membrane translocase subunit TIM13-like. The transcript has 3 exons. The record is from RefSeq and is a predicted model, not a curated record. NCBI's taxonomy places the organism in Eukaryota, Viridiplantae, Streptophyta, Magnoliopsida, Cucurbitales, Cucurbitaceae. Bases 2792 to 4027 code for a protein of 411 amino acids. Gene Ontology annotation, molecular function: zinc ion binding; nucleic acid binding.
GUUCUCUAUACUUGUUUCUUUUCUUCCAAAUUUGUUGGUUGAGUUAUCGAUAUAUAUGUGUAUCUGGACCUCUUAGAGUAGUCGGUUUAAUGAAUGCGUUUCGCUAUUGCGUGUUAUGUGACGGUUGAAAUUAGAGAAAUCAAUUGGUAAUUUCUGGUUUUGAUGUUUGGGUAGCGAUGCGAUCUGGCUUUUAACGAUGAGAUGUAGGAAUUAAUCGAUGCCAGUUUUUAGGCUGUCGAUUUUGUAUUUUGGAUUUUGGAGUGUUAUAUCGCAACAUCAAACGGAAUCGUUUGCGUUCUGUUUUCUCAGUUCUAGUUCGAACUUGUUUUUUAUAUUCUCAUAUUUUAUUUCUUCUAAUUGAAGAUGUAGAAAUAUUAAGUCCAUGUGUUCUAGAAUUUCUUUUUCGAGGAGCCAUUCUUGGUGAUUAUUAGUUCACAAGAAUCUUGUAGUUUUGUGCCUUAAACUUGUUUUCGAUGAGUCAUUCUAGCCGAUUUCAUGUUGAGGUUAACAUAAACGGCUACAAGGGGGCUCUCUCUCUUGUUGUGAUUCAGAGUUUCUUCAAGAUUAACACACGAGGAAGAGUUAAUGAAGGUGGAAGUGGAUGAUUAUAAAUAAUUUCUCGAGGUUUUGAGAAACAGUCGUGGUUGAACCUUUCUUGCCCUCAUCGAAAAUUAGAGAUGACCACCAGACACGGACUAUAGACAAAUAGGCCAUUUUAGGAUUUGAUGGGACAAUCGUAGGUCAUUUAUCCUUGGGAAAUGCUUACAAAACAACUGGAAACUUGAAUGAACGUGGUUCCAUAUUAUGGGGGUGGAUGUAAAGGUUAGUUUGGUUAGGCACAUUGCACAUUGAUGUCAUUAUACACAAAUCAUGAUCUUGAAAGGAAAAAUAAUUUUACUUAGUCCUGGAAAGCUAGUUAUCCAUGAAAAGUCACUAAAGGAAAACAAGGGGGAAAACUUUUUUUUUUUUAAUUAUAAAAAGGCAACUAUCCUACCUUACUUUUACUGAGCCCUCUCUUUCACCUCUGGAUUCCCAAGAUUUCUUCUAAAAUUUGAAUUUCAGCUACUAUUUAAGCCCAACUAGCAUUGAUCUACCAUAGGAUCUUUGGACUUCGGCAUGCUAAAGAUACUAGGGAAGGAAGGACAUAAAGGUUCAAUGUUCAGGCAAUGAUCCUUCCAAAACAGGGUUUUAUUACCUUUGCCCUCCUUUGUCUUAUACUACUUAUUAAAAAAAUUGAAUGCACUCCGAAAUAUGGAACUAAGAGCCCUUAAAAUGAUUGUGCUUUCAAUUUCUCUUGCCACUUGUUUUUGGAAGCUAUCAUCUCUAUAGCGGAUUGAUUUGGAAAAAAAAAAUAAAAAUAAAUGUAGACAUUUAAUCUUGUCGAAAAUCACGCGAUUUUUGGCGAGGUAUUUAUUCCCAUUUAGGAGCGUACAAGUAUCGUGGUUUUAUUGUGUAAAUCUCUUGUGGACAAACGACGACGAAAUUGCACGAAGUUGGCACCGGAAAUCCUGUCGGUAACGAAUGGGAAAGAAACGAGGGUUUUUGACUGCACUUUCGGACGGAGAAGAUGAAGAGUUGGGUCAGUCAUUCAGACCCUAGCCGUUUCGAUUUAGCCCACAAGUUCUAAGCCCAGGCGAACUAGCAGCCCACGUCGUUUUAGCCUUCAACCCAGUGGCCCAAUAGUCGUGACCCAUACCCAUCGUGCGUCUAAGUUGCAAGUUUGUUUACGUUGUCCAGCCCAAAGGAGGUCUAGUCCAUUCAGUUUCGGCCCAACCUGACAGCUCGUGUUUUCCUUCAACGCCGCACGUGAUCAGCUCUCAACCACGACUCCUUUCAAUGCAUCCUUGGCUUGGCUUCAACGCAUCCUUGGCUUGGCUUUAUCGUUUUGCUCCUCUCAGCUUUAUCGUUUUGCUCUGCUCAGUUUCUCGGCUUAGACGACUCGGUAUACUAUAAUAUAUCGAUUUCUAGGUUUUCGAUCAUUAUGAAUCCAUUUUUGACCUUAUCUAAGUCAUUUGAGGUUAGUAAGAUUUUUUCUUUACAAGUUUAAUUAGCUUAGGAGCUUAUAUUGGAAUUAAUCAUGAUGUGGAGCUAAGUUAAGUUAUUAGUAGGCCCUAAGCAUGUUAUAUGAAUUUUCAUAGGUAGGAGUUAGGUGUUAGAUUGUAGUUUCGAGACGACUACCAAAUUGUUAGUGUCUUCAGCCAAGGCCAACCAAGUAAGUGACCUUACUAUUGGAGUUAGCCUAUUGUUUGAUGUAUGAUUGCAUGUACCAUAUUAUAUGUGUUAUGCUUAUGUUAUGUGAUGUUUAUGUGAUCUUUGUAUUAAUAUGAGACGUAUGUCACGUAUGCAUGUAAACCCAUAACACUACUUCUAUGAAUGAAUUGAAACGCUAUGAAAGAAAUGUUAUGUUUUACAUUUAAAGUUUUGUGAUGGAACAUGAGAUGUUUGUCAUGCAUACUUGUAUUAUGUCAUGAAAGAAAAGAGAAAGGAAAUGAAAUGUAUGUUAUGUCAUGAAUGUAAAUCACAGGACCUCAUGCAUGUUUGUAUGUCAUAUGCAUUGGGAUACUUUCCCAUUAUGUUAUGUUAGUAUGGAUGCGUACGUUUGAUAUUUAUGUAUGCCAUGAUAUCAUGCGGACCUUUUCUUUUUGUGGCAUCUGGUGGCGUAGACCAAGUUGAGCCCAGGGGUACGUAUACGAGCCCGCUUGGGGGCCCAUGUGUGCAUACGUGGGCCGUGUGGGGAAAAGUAACAUACAUCCAACCCUGCCCAAAUUUCAUGUUUUGAAUUGGUUAGAGUAUGCCACCUAGAACACGAGGUGGAGAAAUUUGGGGACGACCCCCACCUAGGGGUAGAAGGAGUGUUAGAAGAGGUCGAGGUUCGAAACGGGAUAAUUCUGUAAACCAGCCCGAUGUAACUGUGCCACUCCUACCACCAGCGAUACCUCUGGCCGCACCAAACCCUACUGCUGCUCUAAUAGAAGCAUUGCAAGCUGUUGUGCAAAUUAUGAUGACUACUCAACGUGCAAAUGCUUCAUCAUCAACUAGACAAGCAAAGUGUUUGCGAGAUUUCAAGAGGGUUGACCCUCAAACCUUUAAUGGGUCUUCAGAUGAUCCAACUGAGACACAAUUAUGGUUGAGAUCUAUAGAGACCAUGUUUGAGUUGAUCAAUUGCCCUGAUGAUCAGAAGGUGCGAUGUGCAACAUUCAUGUUGCGUGAUGAUGCAGAGUUAUGGUGGCAAUCCACCAGCGAGAUUAUUAGUCCUGAGGGAUGUGUAAUCUCGUGGGCGGAAUUCAAGGAUGCCUUUAUGGAAGAGUACUACUCUGAGGACAUUCAACUUCGUAUGCAGCAAAAGUUCACUCAACUGUGUCAAAGGGGGCGUUCUGUUACCACAUAUGCUAGGGAGUUCAUCAGAAUGAAACAUUUUGCCCCGGAGUUGGUGAACACGGACUACAGAACAACAUGGUGGUUCGUACGUGGGUUGGACAAGAGGAUCCGCCAUAUUGUUGAGGCGAUAUCACCUGCUACCUAUGCUGUUGCCUUGAGAGCAGCUAAGGCCAUGGAGGGAGUUGAAGAAUCUCCUGAACCCCCUCCACCGAUAGUGAAACGAAAGCGACGUCAUGACCAAGUUGACCGUCAUGACCAAGUUGACCGUCAUGACCAAGUUGACCGUCAUGAUCCAUUGCCAUCAAAGCCACAACGACGACCUGACAGACAGUACCGUUAUACCAGGCGUGGUCAGCAAAGAAAUGGAAGCCGACCAGAUAAUAGACCUCAGUGUAAUGAAUGUGGGAAAAAUCACUGGGGUCGAUGUUUGGCCCAUACCAGAGCCUGUUUUCAAUGUGGAAAGGAGGGUCACAUAGCUAAAGAUUGCCAAGGAGGUUGCGCGAAUGAUUCUGGAAACCAACAGAGGAGACUAAGCAUAGCAGAUCGUCCUACUCAGAACUAUCCUUCGACAAGAGCUUAUGCCUUUACUGGCAAGGAUAUUGGGAAUUCUGAUGCGGCGGUGACAGACCUUAAGAGUGAAGUGCUUUGACAAGUGCAUUACAAAGCCAGGGUCAAGCCUAAGUGGGAGCGAGAGUAGUUGCAUCUCCAGGUGCAUGGAACGCUAUAUUGAGGCCACCGGCAUCGUCAGUAGAGCCCUGUUUAAGACACCACACUGAAAAGAAAAGGUUUUGCUGAAACAUUAUGAGGUCCAUGUUUGAUAAUUCCCCGUUCGAUAUUUGUUAUUUAGUUCUUUAAUCUCAUGGAUAUUUGUUAUUUAGUUCUUUAAUCUCAUGGGUCUUUAUUACGGAUCCACUUGAACACUCUAAUAUCUUCUAAGACACGAUCAACAUCGAAGUCGAUCAUUACUAUCGUUGAAAUGUUUUUGUCAUUCUCC